UACCUUGCGUAUAUUCCGACGGCGUCUGCCUGUAUAUAUAAACAUGUGAGUGGGUUUGAGUUUUGAAGGUGGCGACUUGUGUGCAUGAAUAAGAUUACGAAGAAAGGGAAUGGGGAAGGGAACGGCGUCGUUUAUGAGGGAGAUGGUGGACAAGUGUGGAGGGUAUGCCGUGAUAGACGGUGGCCUGGCGACGGAGCUUGAACGUCACGGUGCCGAUCUCAAGGACCCACUCUGGAGCGCCACCUGCCUCCUUACUUCCUCUCAUCUCCUCACCAAGGUUCACCUAGACUAUCUUGAAGCCGGAGCGAACAUAAUAAUAACAGCAUCAUAUCAGGCCAGCCUUGAGGGAUUUGAGGCAAAAGGGUAUUCUAGAGAAGAAGGUGAAGCUCUGCUUAGAACAAGUGUAGAAGUUGCACGCGCGGCUCGAGACAUAUACAACCAUAGAUUCACGAGACAUUCUUGUGACCUCAUCGGAAAUGGAACAAAUCCCCAGACGCGUCCGAUUCUUGUUGCUGCUUCUGUGGGAAGCUAUGGCGCUUAUUUGGCCGACGGAUCAGAAUACAGAGGGGACUACGGCGAUGCAGUCACAGUGGAGACGCUGAAAGAUUUUCACAGGAGACGACUCCAGAUUCUUGCCGACUCUGCUCCUGACUUGAUUGCAUUUGAAACCAUUCCAAACAAACUCGAAGCUCAGGCGUACGUUGAACUUCUUGAGGAAGAAGGAAUAGAAAUUCCUGCCUGGUUUUCUUUUAGCUGUAAGGAUGGAAGCAAUGUGGCUAGCGGGGAUUCCAUAUUGGAGUGUGCAUCCAUUCCUGAUUCAUGCGAGCGAGUUGCUGCGAUUGGAGUCAAUUGCACAGCUCCGAGAUACAUUCACUCACUCAUUGAAUCUAUAACAAAGGUAACAAAUAAACCAGUUCUUGUAUAUCCCAACAGUGGCGAGACUUAUGAUGCUGAGAACAAGCAAUGGGUGAAAUCAAGUGGAGUGGGAGAUGAAGAUUUUGUGUCAUAUGUGGGAAAGUGGCGUGAUGCAGGCGCUUCCCUUUUCGGUGGCUGUUGCAGAACUACUCCUAAUACUAUCAAAGCCAUAACCAAGGCAUUGUCUGGAAAAGCACAUGUUGUUGAUAAUCACGACACAAAUCUUGGUUUCCGGAAGAAAUGAAGAAGUGUUAAAUAAAAUGGUUAGGUUUAUGUCUCUGGGAUUUACAUGUUUUUGUUUCUUAAUUAUUAUGAUUAUUGUUAUCACUAUACUUUGUAAAUUUAGAUGGAGAUGUAAACUUAAAUCUUUAUAUAGACUCUUAGUGUGUUAUAUUAUUUA
Molecule: messenger RNA, 1315 nt
Organism: Prosopis cineraria
Lineage: Eukaryota; Viridiplantae; Streptophyta; Magnoliopsida; Fabales; Fabaceae
Product: homocysteine S-methyltransferase 3-like
Exons: 7
Coding region: 110-1159 (349 amino acids)
Biological process (GO): S-methylmethionine cycle
Molecular function (GO): S-adenosylmethionine-homocysteine S-methyltransferase activity; zinc ion binding
Source: RefSeq, a predicted model, not a curated record